AUGACCCUGGCCUUCCUAUUGGUUAUCCCUGAAGGCGUCUUUAUCGUCGCCAGACCCUCACGGCGGCGCAAGGAGGCAAUGCGGCUGCACCUGGGCCUCCAGCUCACCGGCCUCGUCCUGGCGCUAGCCGGCACACUCGCCAUGUUCACCCACCGCCAUGCGCGCCUCAAGGCGCACUUCAGCACACCACACGCAUGGCUGGGCGUGUCGGCUGUCAUCCUGGCGGAACUGGGGGGCCUGCUUGGCGUGCUGCUGUACUUUAAUACUCUGCGCAUCUCAAGGGCGCUCAUUGGGAGGCUGCACUUCCUGCACCGCAUGGUGGGACGGCUGGUGAUCGUCUGUGGAUUCAUCGCCAUCAUCCUCGCUCUCAAGAUCUUUGACGCACAGAACCCUCGCAAUAAGGGCUGGAAGACCUAUGUGAUGGCGUGUGCAGUGGUGGCACAGCUAGUGGGUAUGUCCUCCCUCCUCUACCCCUCCUCUCCCAUAGCAGCAGCAGUCAGCGGCAGUAGCAGCGGCGGCGCCGCUGGUAGCACUGUAGUGCUGCUCGACCCCAGCGAAUUCAGUAACUACACGCUGAUCAGCCUGGUGCAACUAGCGCCGCCGCUACCACCCCCUCACAGUACGCUCCCGCUCCCCCUCGCGCUCAUUUCCUGCCUUCCCCGCUUUCCCCUCGUGCUCCCCUUCCUCCCCAUGCCCCCUUCCCUCUCGUGCUCCGCUUCCCCCUUAUGCCCCCCUUCCCUCUCGUCCCCCACCCCCUCCGCCUCCCCCUCCGCCACCCCAAGCCCCCGCGGUAGGGACAUGGAGAAAGGGGGGGAGGAGGAGAAGAUUCGUCAGAUGGUGAGGGAAGCUUCGUCCGCUGCUGCUGCCCAAAAUGCGUCAGAGCGAAAGGAAGGUUCCCAAGGGAAUGGUGCUAGUUUCGACCACAGUAACUAUCUAGGGGAAGGAGGAUUCGGCCGUGUAUACCGCGGAAGGUUGAAGAACGGGCAGGAGGUGGCAGUGAAGCGCCUCACCCGCCCACCCACCCCCUCAUCCCUUCCUCCCUCCUUUCUCCCUUUGCCCCCCAGUUUCGACCACGCCAACUACCUGGGAAAGGGCGGGUUCGGCCGCGUCUACAGAGGGAGGCUGAAGAACGGGCAGGAGGUGGCUGUGAAGCGCCUCACUCGCCUGCGCAUGACCGGCAGCGGGAGCACCCCCUCAGCUCACCCCCUUUUCCCCUUCUUCCUUUACCCACCCCUGCUCCAUUUUGAUCACGCCAAUUACCUAGGGGAGGGCGGGUUCGGGCGAGUAUACCGGGGGAGGCUGAAGAACGGGCAGGAGGUGGCAGUGAAGCGCCUCACCCGCCUGCGCGUGACAGGCAGCGGGCGCGCCAAGGGGGGAGGCGGAGGGGGCGGGCAGGGCGAGCGCGAGUUUGUGGUAGAGGUGGAGAUGCUGAGCCGCCUGCACCACCGGAAUCUGGUCAAGCUGAUAGGAUAUUGUGCCUCGCACCACCACCAGCUGCUGUGCUACGAGCUUGUUCCCAACGGAAGCUUGGAAGCGUGGCUGCAUGGCUCCUUCUCCAAGGAGAUCGUGCUGGAUUGGGCGACGCGCAUGAGGGUAGCGCUAGGAGCAGCGAGGGGGCUGGCGUAUCUGCACGAGGACUCUCAGCCGCUCGUCAUUCACCGUGACCUCAAGUCCUCCAACAUCCUUCUCGAGAAUGACUUUCUCGCUAAGGUGGCGGAUUUCGGGCUGGCGAAACCUGCACCGGAGGGACCCGAGGGAUACAUCUCGACCCGAGUCAUGGGCACAUUCGGAUAUGUCGCCCCAGAGUACGCAAUGACAGGCCAUCUGGUGGUUGCAUCAGACGUGUACAGCUAUGGCGUGGUGCUUUUAGAGCUGCUCACAGGGAGGAAGCCAGUGGACAUGAGCCAGCCGCCUGGGGACGAGAACCUGGUCACGUGGGCACGGCCAAGGCUGGGCAAUGCUGGACGGCUGGAUGAGCUGCUGGAUCCAAAGAUUGCUGCCCAGGUCUCACUGAGUGAUCUGGAGCAAGCAGCAGCUGUGGCACAGGCGUGUGUGGCUGCUGAGCCGACAGACCGACCCCCCAUGGGGGAGGUGGUGCAAUCAUUGAAGAGACUAGAGGCUCUGGAGCAUUCAACCCUAACCACUGACCACUCUCCCUACGGCUCCCUGCUGCUCUCGAACCAGCCCCUUCCAUACGACACGUACAACCCUCCCGACUGUAGCAACGACCUAGCUGAGGAUUUGUUAGCAGCUAAUCCGGGCAAUGAGUAUGGAAGCGAGGGAGGCAAUAAAGAGGAUGACGAAGGUAAUCACACAUCUGCAGAUGCUGCUGUUGCUGCUGCUGCUGCUGCUGGUGCUGCUGCUGCUGUCCCAGCAGCAAAUAGAUGA
Molecule: messenger RNA, 2388 nt
Organism: Closterium sp. Naga37s-1
Lineage: Eukaryota; Viridiplantae; Streptophyta; Zygnematophyceae; Desmidiales; Closteriaceae
Source: the annotation of a GenBank genome assembly